AUGGGAUCAACCUCAUCCAUACAGUUCUGUAGAAGAAACAACAAAACUUUCCUCAGAAUCUUUAUGAUCUUGGUUCUAAGUUGUAUACCAGGUUUAACCAAUCUUUGUUCCAAUCCUUCUGUUACUACCCCAACAGAUUUACUUCCUUCAAACCCUUCAGAUACUCUUUCCUCAUUAGAUUCUCUCGACUUGGAGGGUUACAUCAGCUUCAAUGACGUCAACAAUGCGUCCAAGGACUUUGGCAACAGAUACCAGUUACCACCUCUGGCAAUUCUCCAUCCGAGAUCAGUUUCUGAUAUUUCAACAAUGAUGAGGCAUAUAGUAGGGUCCACAUCAAAUCUUACAGUAGCAGCAAGAGGGCAUGGCCACUCUCUUCAAGGACAAGCUUUAGCUCAUCAAGGUGUUGUCAUCAACAUGGAGUCACUUACAAGUCCUGGUAUGAAGAUUCACAAGGGGAAACAACCUUAUGUCGAUGUCUCAGGUGGUGAGUUAUGGAUUAAUAUUCUACGUGAGACUUUAAAUUACGGUCUUUCACCAAAGUCUUGGACAGACUAUCUUCAUUUGACUGUUGGAGGUACUCUAUCUAACGCUGGAAUCAGUGGUCAAGCGUUUAAGCAUGGACCCCAAAUCAACAACGUUUAUCAGCUAGAGAUUGUUACAGGGAAAGGAGAAGUAGUGACCUGUUCUGAGAAGAGAAAUUCUGAACUUUUCCACAGUGUUCUUGGUGGGCUUGGACAGUUUGGCAUUAUCACCCGGGCACGGAUCUCUCUUGGACCAGCACCGCAUAUGGUUAAAUGGAUCAGGGCCCUCUACUCAGACUUCUCUGCAUUUUCAAGGGACCAAGAACAUUUGAUUUCAAAGAAGAAUGCUUUUGACUACGUGGAAGGAUUUGUUAUAAUUAAUAGAACAGACAUCCUCAAGAACUGGAGAUCAUCAUUCACUCCCAACGAUUCUACAAAGGCAAACCAAUUCAAGUCAGAUGGAAAAACUCUGUAUUGCCUAGAAGUGGUAAAAUAUUUCAACUCAGAACAAGCUAACACUAUAAAUCAGGAAAUCAAGAAGUUACUUUCAGAGUUGAGUUACAUUCCAUCCACUUUGUUCUCAUCUGAAGUGCCAUAUAUUGAGUUUCUGGACCGCGUGCAUAAUGCUGAGACAAAACUAAGAGCUAAAGGGCGUAUCACGUGGUGUGGUCAGAUGCUUGUUAGAGGGGAGAUAAAUAGAGACAUCAUGUCUUAA
This is a messenger RNA of Eruca vesicaria subsp. sativa (arugula), 1236 nucleotides long. The record is from the annotation of a GenBank genome assembly. NCBI's taxonomy places the organism in Eukaryota, Viridiplantae, Streptophyta, Magnoliopsida, Brassicales, Brassicaceae.